Cynoglossus semilaevis (tongue sole) is the source of this 801-nucleotide messenger RNA. RefSeq names its product Sjogren syndrome nuclear autoantigen 1 (gene ssna1). The record is from RefSeq and is a predicted model, not a curated record. The coding region runs from base 341 to 685 and encodes 114 amino acids. Gene Ontology annotation, cellular component: centrosome; ciliary basal body; axon. Gene Ontology annotation, biological process: axon extension. The transcript has 3 exons. Lineage: Eukaryota; Metazoa; Chordata; Actinopteri; Pleuronectiformes; Cynoglossidae.
UCCGGGUUUGCCCGGACCAUUAUGGCGGCAAUGUUGACGCGUUGUUGCUAAAGGCCAAUCAAAGGCUCGACGUGGGCAUGGCCUAUCUGCUCUAUUGUAAUUCCGGUCAGAGCUUUGGUUCAGUUGAAAGGAAAACCCGCCUUCGUUUAAACCACUAAAAGUUAAUAAGGGAAGGGCACAUGUUCCGCUUGUAGUCUCAGAUUUGCUGAACGUAAUUAAUAUUAUUUACAACGAGUGAAGCAAAACCGGGAAUUCUGGGACGUGAACGCAACCUUCUCUUAACUUGCGUAAAACUACGUUUGAAGCUGAACAAGCAGGAGUUUACUGGUGAAAAUCCAACAUGACACAACAGGCGGCUGCCCUGCAGACCUACAACAACGAGCUGGCGAAAUGCAUAGAGGACUUGCGCUUUAAACGGGAGGAACUCAACCGUCAAAUCAAGCAGGAGGAGGAGGAGAAGGAGCGACUGCAGCACGACAUCCGUCUGCUCACGGAGAAGCUGAGCAGAGUCAACGAAAGUCUUGCACAGAAACAGGCUGCCCGCGCUACGUUUGACCAGACGCUGGCUGAGAGUGAGGCUGCCUACACCAAGAUCCUGGAAAGUUCUCAGUCUCUGCUCAGUGUCCUGAAACAGCAGACAGGAAACCUGAGUAAAGUUACAGACGUUCGCAGGAAGGAGCAUUAACUAUGAACAGAGGUGGUCUGUUUGGACUUCAGCACUUUUUAUACAGUCCAUUCUAUUUAUGUGUGUUGGAUGUGUUUAAUUGUCAGGACUUAAAAUUAAAGUGUUUUACUUUCACA